GCGAGAUAAUCCAAAGCGAAACUAAAGUCGUAGACAUUGGGGUACUUGCCUCCUCCUUUUAUUCGAAUAUACAUUCCUGUAAUUUAUUAUAGGAUAAACAAUUUAAGUCGACGAAAAUGAAAUGGAAGACGUAUGGAUGUGUCCUUCUCUUGGACAUUAUGUUCUGGCUGAUACUCUUUGCCGAACUGGUGUUGCUUCAGUUCCCAAGUUGUGGUGGAUUGCCUGGUUUGUGGGCUUUUGCAGUAUUAAAAAUUAUACUAAUUAACACAUGGACCGUUUAUAUUGACGACAAACCCACACCUGUGGUGAACAGGUUCGUGACUCUCGUGUGCCUAUUGCUUCCUGUCUUUGAAAGUGUUAGAACUCUAGUUGGGUUUUCUACUUUUAACGGAAGUCCAGUCCCUACGCUUGGUAUGAUCGUAUUGGCCCAGAUCUCCUCCAUCAUAGCAUGUGCGUUUUGGGAGAUGGAUUUGACCCAUGGGCAGAAGAAGAAAGGAGGUCAAAAUCUCGGCUCAACGGCGGUGCUGAAGAGGGUGCUGAAAUACUUCAUGCCGGACCGCCUCUACCUUGUGUUUGCCUUCUUCUUCCUCAUCCUCGGCGUGGCUUGUGAUGCAUACAUCCCGUUGUAUCAGGGAAGAGUCAUUGAUAUGCUGCGAGGUCAGCUCUAUCAAACACACUUUCUGAAGAACCUUGGAUGGCUAGCCCUUUUUUCUCUUGGAAGCCCUCUGUUCGCUGCGCUGAGAGGAGGCACGUUUAUGUGGAUCUUGUCCAGGCUGAACCAGAGGGUCAAGAGACUGCUGUACAGCAAUCUGCUGCAGCAGGAGAUACAGUUCUUUGAGGACAACAAGCCUGGAAGCCUGGCCUCCCGUCUGCAUUCGGACGUGGACAAGAUGGGUAAAACCGUGGCGCUGAACUGUAACCUGUUGGUACGCAGCACCAUCAAGGGCGUCCUCAUGCUGCAGCUGAUGGUCAGGCUGUCCUGGCAGCUCACCCUGCUCACCGUGGUGGAGAUGCGUCUCCUGAGCCUCAUUCAGAGCCAGUACAGCGUGUACAGCAAGGAAAUGAAGGAGGAGCUGCAGGACUGCCAGGCGGAGAACAACCGGCUGGCCACCCAGACUCUGGGCAGCAUCAGGGUGGUCCGCAGCUGCGGGGCGGAGCCCUACGAGGCGGGGGUCUACGGCCGGGCGCUGGACCAGAUGAGAGACCUCAAGACACGCAUGGGACUCUACAGCGCCACCUUCCUCCUGCUGCGAAGGCUGCUGAACGUGGGGAUCAAGGUGCUCAUCCUGGUCCAGGGCCGCUCCCUGAUCUCCUCUGGUCAGAUCACCGUGGGCGACCUGCUCGCCUUCUUCCUGUACCAGGGACCUCUCUCAGCAAGCAUACGGGAGUUCCUUUAUGCCACUGGAGAGUUCGAGAGCACCGCCGGAGUCAUCACCAAAGUGUUGGGUUACUUGGACCGAACGCCCAACGCCAAACCGGCAGGACGGCUGGCCCCCGAGGCACUGGCGGGCGGAAUCAGCUUCCAGAACGUGACCUUUGCCUAUCCGAGCACCCCUGAUAAACCCGUACUCAAGUCCCUCUCUCUGGAAGUACGCCCGGGGAAGAUGACGGCUCUCGUGGGUCCCUCUGGCGGAGGGAAGACGUCCUGCGUCAGCCUCCUGAAGAGGCUGUAUGAACCUCAGGACGGACAGAUCCUGCUGGACGGACAGCCGCUGCACAGCUACCAACACAAAUACCUCCACCAGAAGGUGACCCUGGUGCCCCAGAACCCGGUCCUGUUCUCAGGCUCGCUGGGGUCCAACAUCGGGUACGGGCUGGAGAACUGCACCCUGGGAAUGUUGCAGGAGGCAGCGAGGAGAGCGAGCGCCGACGGCUUCAUCGCGUCGCUGGAGCAGAAUUACGACACAGACGUGGGGGAGUGUGGCGUGAAGCUGGGGGCGGGGCAGAGGCAGUGCGUGGCCAUCGCCAGAGCUCUGGUCCGGACGCCCCGGGUCAUCAUCCUGGACGAGGCCACCAGCAGCCUGGACGCAGACGUGCAGCACGCCGUGGCGAGGCAGCUGCGGGGGCAGGGUGUGACCCUACUGGUGGUGGCCCAUCAGCUGAGGACGGUGGAGGAGGCGGACCACAUCGUGUUCAUGGAGGGCGGGGCCAUCGUGGAGCAGGGCACGCACCUGGAGCUCAUGGCCAGUGAAGCACGCUACUACCGCAGCUAUCAGGCUCUGUUUUAGAGGCUCAAUGCCUCUUCUGCACUUUCUAUUUU
Gadus macrocephalus (Pacific cod) is the source of this 2260-nucleotide messenger RNA. RefSeq names its product transporter associated with antigen processing, subunit type t, teleost specific (gene tap2t). Gene Ontology annotation, molecular function: ATP binding; ABC-type oligopeptide transporter activity; ATP hydrolysis activity. Gene Ontology annotation, biological process: transmembrane transport. Bases 117 to 2228 code for a protein of 703 amino acids. The transcript has 11 exons. NCBI's taxonomy places the organism in Eukaryota, Metazoa, Chordata, Actinopteri, Gadiformes, Gadidae. The record is from RefSeq and is a predicted model, not a curated record. Gene Ontology annotation, cellular component: membrane.